AAAAAGCACUAAUUUUUUGUUGGUUUUUUAUGUUAUUAACACAAAAAACUAAAUAACAAAAAUAAAAACACCGUAGGCCCGGAGAAAAAUGCCUUGCUGGUACUAUGACAAAAAGGAGCUACGCGAGACACCUUCAAUUCUGGAUGGCGUUACAUACGAGACAGAGCGUCGCUAUCGCAAAGAGGGCGCACGCUUCAUCAUGGAAUGCGGUACCAAAAUGGGCCUCGGCCACAAUACAAUGGCCACCGGCGUCGUCUACUUCCAUCGCUUCUACAUGUUCCACUCGUUCAAGAGCUUUCCCCGCUACGUCACCGCCUGCUGUUGUCUCUUCCUCGCCGGCAAGGUGGAGGAGACGCCCAAGAAGUGUCGCGACAUCAUUAAAACCGCUCGCGGCAUCCUCAACGACAACUAUUUCUAUUCGUUCGGCGACGAUCCCAAAGAGGAGGUAAUGACGCUGGAGCGGAUAUUGCUGCAAACAAUUAAAUUCGAUCUGCAAGUGGAACAUCCGUACACCUUUCUGCUCAAGUAUGCCAAGUGCUUCAAGGGCGAUCAGCCGAAGUUGCAGAAAAUGGUGCAAAUGGCGUGGAAUUUCGUCAACGAUUCGCUCAGCACUGUCGUCUGUCUGCAGUGGGAGCCGGAGAUCAUAGCCGUAGCGCUCAUCCAUUUGGCCAGCAAACUGAGCAAAUUCACGGUGCUUGACUGGCUGGGCAGACAGCCGCAUCAUCAGCGCUGGUGGGACAUGUUCGUGUCCAAUGUGACGAUGGAGAUACUGGAGGACAUUUGCCAUCAGGUGCUCGAUUUGUAUCAGUCGACGCAGAAGGAGGGACAGGAGCCCAACAGCCCGCCACAAAAGCCGCCCAGCCGGGCCGACAGCCCAACAACAACAACAGGUGCAGCCGGCGCCGCCGCAGCAUCGGCAGGAGCAGCAGGAACAAUAAAUGCGAAUUGCCCACAGCCGCCGACCGCAGCCCCGCCCACCGCCGGCAAUGGCGGCCUGAUGGGCGAACUCAACAAUAUACAAACCAUCAAAUCGCUGGCCAGUGCGGUGCCCGUGGCCGUCGUCUCCAUACCGCCGCCAUCCAGCGAUGGCCUGCCGCUGCCCACGCCAACUGUGGGCGUGGCCGCACCACUGCCACCACCACCCAGCAAUCUGAACAGCAAUGCUGCCAAUUAUCACAUGUAUCACGCACCACCGCCGCCGCCGCCACCUGUGGUGCCGUUGCCGCCAUAUGCGGCCAAUGCCUGGACACAGCAGCCGCCGCCGCCGACGCACUACAGCACGGCGGCGCCGCCACCGCCAAUGCCGCCCAACAUGGGACCAGGACCGCCGGGCGGCGGUCCACCUGGCUAUUACAAUGCUGGCCGCCAGCAGCAGCAACAACAACAACAACAACGCUAUCAGUAA
Molecule: messenger RNA, 1405 nt
Organism: Drosophila arizonae
Lineage: Eukaryota; Metazoa; Arthropoda; Insecta; Diptera; Drosophilidae
Gene: CycK
Product: cyclin K
Biological process (GO): regulation of transcription by RNA polymerase II
Molecular function (GO): cyclin-dependent protein serine/threonine kinase regulator activity
Source: RefSeq, a predicted model, not a curated record